ACUAACACUACCAAGACUACUUUUGCAUCACGAAGCGAACAUCCAUGCAAGCGGUUGCUAUCGAACACAUUUCUUAUUUGUUUUAUGGGCUCCGGUUCCACGUGGACGCAACACUUGGUAAAUUCAGCUGUAUGUCCAGGUUACCAAUGCAACUCCAAAGUACAACCAGAAGGGUUUAAUAAAAGAUACAUGGAUCUUCUGGCUUUACGAAAAUGCCACCACAUGAUCGAACUGUGUGACCAUCCUGGGAUUGAGAAGAUCAUCCUGCUCGUGCGAAAUCCGCUUGAUGCGCUUGUUGCUAACUUUAACCACAAACGAGUUGGUCGACGCAGUGAAGUCACCGACUGGUCCACUGAUUCUAGAUUAUGGCAAAAAUUUCUGGACGGCGAUAAAUUGGACCAAUGGAAAAACAUCUAUGCGUCUCACCUGACUCAGAAUACAACCUGCACUCCAAAACCUCACACGAAAACUUACCUUCUUCGCUACGAGAAUCUGAAAAAUGACCUUUCGGGGGAACUACGGCGUCUCUACGAGUUCCUGGAUGUAAACAUUUCCGACAACAGAUUCCAGGAAAUUAUGAACGACAGUGAAGGUUGCUUCCACAGAAAGACGUCAUCCAAAUCCGUUGAAAAGAAAUCACAGAACUAUAGUAUGAACCGAUUUUCCCCGGACAAGAUUAAAAAGCUCCAAAGAGACGAGAAGCUGGUAAACGAUCUUCUAAAAAAGUAUAAAGUAGAGAAUUAUGACGGCUGAGCACCGAAGGGGAUUUUGAUAAUUGGAUGUGCAUGUAAGGACCCAUUCUCAGCGAAGCGACAUGUACGUAGAUCGAGCCAACUCCGCAAUGACUGAAUUCAAUCAGAUUAACACGCCUCAUCUUGUUUUUAGCGUACGAACUCGUAAAAUCACCAAUUUACUCAUCCCAAGAAAAUUAUGUACCAGGCCAAAUAUAAUUAAGGUAUAUGAAUUAUUUUCAACAAAAAACAAGACGAAACCCAAUAAUCUGUACAAAUUUAUUAAAAUAGCGAACAAGGUCUUCAGAAUGACAAGCCUGUGUAUGUUGCGUCAUAUGUUCUCCAAACUUUAAG
This is a messenger RNA of Lingula anatina, 1085 nucleotides long. RefSeq names its product WSCD family member AAEL009094. Gene Ontology annotation, molecular function: sulfotransferase activity. The record is from RefSeq and is a predicted model, not a curated record. NCBI's taxonomy places the organism in Eukaryota, Metazoa, Brachiopoda, Lingulata, Lingulida, Lingulidae.